Messenger RNA from Phytomonas sp. EM1, 3999 nucleotides. The record is from the annotation of a GenBank genome assembly. NCBI's taxonomy places the organism in Eukaryota, Euglenozoa, Kinetoplastea, Trypanosomatida, Trypanosomatidae.
AUGUGCAGCUUGCACGCUUCAGCUCCAUCGUUUGAGGAGGCACCACCACCGCUCAGCACGUUGGUGGAUUUAUACAGGGAGUACUGUAUUCAAGAAGGUUGUAGGAUCAACUCCGCAAUGAUAGAGUAUAUGAAGAACAACUCUGUGUUGCAGCGGAUCACGUUAGUCAACAACUAUGUUGGCCCCAGAGGUUUGCGGCCGGUUAUUCGACUGCUCAAUCGGUGCCAAACCAUCACUUAUGUUGAUUUCGACAGCAAUGGGGCAGACAAUACCACAGUUGAAGCCCUCUUUGAUGUGCUACGGAGUCACAUAGGUGUGACCACUCUCAUUCUGCGCGGCAAUCCUAUAUCUAGUACGGGUGGCAGGCGACUGCUGCAGCUUUUGGAGCUCAAUCCGCGCAUCACGCACAUUGAUGUAGCAGAUACUGAUAUCCCAGAACCCUUGCAAGAACGGAUCUCGGCUUUGGCAAAUCAAAACUUCCGUCGAGCAGAGCACGAUACUCCACAACUCGUCGAGGCUAACCACAGCAUCGAGAAGGGUGAAGCCCAAGGAACCGCGUCCCUAGCCGAGAGAAAUGUGGCUUCUCUACCGCGUCGCCCACACCGUGUGUGGAAGGCGACAGAUGUCAUCGCGCAAAGACCAAGGAUUACCCUGGAGGCUGCGGCGCAGUUUUCUGGCAAAGAUAGCAACGGCACCCCAGCAGCAACCCUAACAUUAGCUGCACACGAAAAGCAACAGCUGUUCGACUCUGCAAACGCUGAUGCUGUGCCACCCCUGUCUGCAAUGGGUGCAUCAUCGCAACUGCCCAGCACACUUCUCAGGGCUAUCCACCAGAGAUUUGAGGAGCGCACUCGUCUGUAUUCAGAAAUCAACGAAAGUGAAAUGCGCAAUAAGGUGGCCGAGGUUCGGGCUGAGGUCGUUGCCGUUGAGAGGAACAGUCAGUUGAGACCGGUGGGUAACCUAAGGACAGUCGCAUUGCCACAGCCGCCAUGUCGGAGGACGGCUGAAACAGACGAGAAUCCAGGGGUCACGCCACAGGUUAUGGACGUCAGCACGGAAGGUCACGAGAGGGAGGAAGAUGGCACUUCCGCCUCUUUUAUUUCCUUUCAAAAACAGCAAGUACCGGACCCUAUGGUAGAACCAGAUUCUAUGGAAAAUCAAGGAAACGACGAUGUUAUAGACAACAAGAUUAACGGUAACUGCGUUACCGAAGCUGCAACACUGGGGGAAAAAUGUACCAUUGAAAAGCCCAUGCCGCGUCCUCUAGCAUCACAGCAUCUCGAGAUAAUGAGGCUGAGGGACCCGAAAGGUGGGACGUUGACGACCGAUGCAAUGGUUGGCAUAUCUACUGAUGAAAGCUUUCAGACGCUCUUUGAUUGUGGCUGUGAUGCUUACGCUCAGAAAGAUCUUGAGGCCGCGUACGUCGCGUGGAACGAUGCUCUCGGGAUUGCGGUUCGAAAGAAUAAUAGAGAGUGGAUAGCAGUACUUAGUUCUAAUUUGCAGCGCCUGAGUUAUGAGCUAGUAGUUGAAGAAGGAGUUGCCUACUUGGACAACGGGUCCCUCACUAAAGCCACCGAAUCCUUCCAGACAGCUCUUGACAUAGCAAGAAAAGCCUACAAUGCCGCUUGGGUCGCAGAAAUGAAAAAAGCUCUAAAGCAUGUUCAAAGUGUUCUCUUUACCCGUUGCUAUGAAGCGGCGCACGAGCUUUUCCGUCAAGCACGUGAAGACUGCGAAAUCAGAAAGUGUACUGGCUCUGAGGGCGACAGUGAUGAGGAAACCUACUACAUAAAUCCAAUUACAAAAGAAAAGGUGCGACAUUCGGUAUAUUUCCUGCGGGAGUGGGCGACCGUGCGGUUAAUUCGAGAGGCUGUCAGGAUGUGGGCUGAGGCGUACCGUGCAGCGCAGCGCGUCAGUGGCGUGGAUGCAGAACCCCUUAAAGCUAACGUUGAGAAGGCGCUGGACAGCGUUGCGCGGUUCGUCUUUGAGCAGCACGUCGAUGUUGAGGAAGGUGAGACCGGCCUAUACGCUAGCUGCCCUAGUUGGCAGCGUACCUCACGAUAUCAGCACAUGGAGCGCGUCAUGCUGACGGAAGUCUGGUUUGAUAUCCUCUGUUGUGUCGAUCAGGGUGUCAGUCAUGUGUUUAUGAAAGUUGUGACCUCACUCCAGCUUGCAAACCUGCAUAUGGGGACCAACCAGCUGGAGCAGGCAGAGAAGCAUCUGAUCUCUGCUGUGGAUGGCAGUAGGAAGCUCCAACACAAGCUUCUGGAGGCAACGACCCUGACGUAUCUUGCUACACUUUACUGGCUACGCUCUUCACAUAGCCUGGCAGAGAGGAUCCUCCUGGACGCUAUCCGGCACUGGGAAGAUCUACUUGCCACGUCGUGUCGUGAAAAAGACGGAGUUAGUGUACUAGGGGAGAUCUCUAUUCCUACAUUUAGUGUACUUUUGAUGCAGAAUGCAUGCAACAGCUACCUUGUGUGUGUACUAGCUGCUACGUACCGUUAUCGUGAGGCCCUGGAGCAACUUGAGCACACACUCAUACACGAAAAUAGCGAUUUGCUCACGGACAAAAUGCUGAGUGCCUUCUGUGAGCACCCGUCGCUAGAUCAGAUUGCAGCCAUAGCUUCUAGAGCACAAACUCCUUUUGUAUACUACUUUCCCGCUCGGCGUCUUAGCUAUAUCACAGAAGCCAACGCCUUUGACAUCGAGGAGAAUCUCUUGAUUUGGCUUGUGCUGCCCUGUGCUGAGAUGCGUUUCGUUGAGAUCAACAUCACAAAAAACUUCAACAUAACCAUAGAGCAGGCGGUGCGUGCAGCCCGCCAGGGGCUUCUAGUGGAACCAAUCGGACAGGAGCGCUCCAUAGGGUACCGCCAAGGGGAAGACCGAACUAUUGACACUGCAACUGGUAUUAUAACAACUCUCCAUCGCAAAGCGUGGAUUGAACCACUACAGAUCCUUUACGAGAUCCUCAUGGAGCCUAUCUACAACUAUAUUAUGGUUCUUGAUCCAGCAGCUGCUAACAAGGACCAUCCUGAGACCGUUCUGACCAUCAUUCCCACAGGCAUUCUAUGGUGUGUCCCCUUCCAUGCCUUGAUCUCGAAAGCGGAGCAGUUUCUGGUGGAAAGUAUCGCGAUCCAGUUUUCAUUCAGUGCCACACAAGUUGCAUUUGCUUCCCUCAAUGCGGAGCGAGUGCAACAGCUGGAUCUGCACCGCGACGUUGUUGUGGUGCCGCUAGAGAUUAGUGCAGGCGCGAAUGGGCUCUCGGGGAUGGAUUCUAUUGACGUGGAGCGCGCGUUGGAGGAGGGUGAAGCAGUGAUGAGUGUCUUGAAAAACGCCAAGUGGCAACGUAUCCGAGAUACCUCUGAUAAUAAGAAUCCCACAGAGGCAAGGAUGGUGAGUACCGAAGUCAUGUUGAGAAGCGCGGAGUCCUUACGCAGUGCGCUGAGCCGUUCCUCCAUCCUACACAUUACAGCACCAAUCCAUACAACGCCAGCUAGUCCGUCCGAUACGGUGGCGGAGCAUUGUCGUGAUCUAGCCCCUGGGGGAGCCCUAUGCCUUCCGACGGAUGCCGGUCUUGUGGAGCUGGUGACAGCGCGAGAGCUCCAACAUUCUGAAAUCUUCGCAGAACUCGUGACGCUAACAAAUACUAAUAUGACCCUGGCAGGUGUCCGCAGCGUACGGGAUGACGUUAUUGGGGUGGUACGUGCCUUCUUUAGUGGUGGGGUCCCGUGCGUUGUAGCUGGUCAAUGGUGCAGUCCUGACAUGAUACCUUCUCUGCUUUUCAAGAAGUUCUAUGAAGUGUUGGCCGAUAAUAAAGGCAAUAGCUGUGUCGCUGUUCAUAAGUAUAGGAAAAGUGGAGCAAUUGUUCCGACCGUGGCAGUCCACAAAGCUAUGUAUCUAGCUAUGGCCAUAAGGCGACUGCUUAAGGAAGAUGAGCAUCUUCGCUACAAUCCAAUGGCUUGGGCCGGUUACUACUGUUUCGGAUGCGGUUAUUUCUAG